AUGAACACGCUUACAAGAAGAGACUCUGGGGUUGUACAUUCCUACGCGGGAUUACCAAUAUCCAUUGAAAAAGCUAUUAAUACGAACAAGCCACUACCUCCAGUACCACGUAUUAAACCAGCAUCAAGGCCGGGUCCGAAGGCAGGUGUUCCUUCUUCACCUCGCCCCAUCACAUGCCCCCAGAAUAUCAAGACUUUGUCCAAGAAACUCAAGUCCAAGACUGACCAGAGUUCUCCGCGGUGGAAGGGACUUCACUUGACAGUUCCCCAAGUAACCCUCAAAUCCAAGAUUUCAUUCCCAGGCCUACUCACAGCUUCCAAAAACGGCUCAAUUAAAAACAUUGCUGUAGAAUGCGACGGCAUUAGCAGCUCUGCAAAUGUUGUCUCCCUCCCAAUCAAGCACACCAACGCCCUUCUAGGCCCAUAUCCAUCUGAAACCACAUCCAGUGCAAAGCCCAAUGUAGAGAAAACACUCUCACUACCUUUGCACGUUCCAGCGUAUGGUCCCACAUAUUCGAUCAACGCCGCGGAUAUGAAGGCAAACAUAAAACCCGUGGUGGUACGUGACCAUGCACCCCCAAUACACUGGCGAGAUGCUUUUGUCGAAUCUGUAUUUGAAGCUAGUGAGUUUAUUAAGCAGAGUGCGAGGGAGAAGCUCGAUGGAGUUAUGUGUGUAAGUCGACGAAGAAAGAAUUCGGAUGCUAGCUUUAUGUGUCAGGGUGUAGGGAAUGAAGGGCUUGAUACGUGGAGCUAG
Messenger RNA from Bipolaris zeicola 26-R-13, 753 nucleotides. RefSeq lists its product as uncharacterized. The transcript has a single exon. Lineage: Eukaryota; Fungi; Ascomycota; Dothideomycetes; Pleosporales; Pleosporaceae. The record is from RefSeq and is a predicted model, not a curated record. Bases 1 to 753 code for a protein of 250 amino acids.